AUGUACCAUGGUUACAUUAAAGUAACUUCCCUUUCCCGGGCCACAUUGACCAGCUCUGACGGGGGGAUCCCGAGGCGUUCCCAGGCCAGUGUUGAGAUAUAAUCUCUCCACCCAGUCCUGGGUCCUCCCCGAGGCCUCCUUCCCACUGGACGUUCUUGGACCACCCCCCCAAGGGAUGCGCCCAGUGGGCAUCCUACCAGAUGAACCCCCUCCACUGACUCCGUUCUAAGUAAAGGAGCAGCGGCUCUACUCCGAGUUCCUCCCGGAUGGCUGAGCUUCUCACCCCAUCCCUAAGGGAGAGCCAGACACCCUCCUGAGAAAACCCACCUCGGCUGCUGGCACCCGCGAUCUCGUCCUUUCGGUCAUCACCCACACUUCGUGACCAUAGGUGAGGAUAGGAAUGAAGAUCGACCGGUAGAUCCUCAUCCAUGGUCAUGGACAUCCACCCUUAAACAAAAUCAGAACCGAGACUAGGGAGCCUCUAUCCAGAACCGAGACUAAUGGGGAGCCUCUAUCCAGAACCGAGACUAAUGGGGAGCCUCUAUUCAGAACCAAGACUAAUGGGGAGCCUCUAUCCAGAACCAAGACCAGGGAGCCUCUAUCCAGAACCAAGACUAGGGAGCCGCCAUCCAGAACCAAGACCAGGGAGCCGCUAUCCAGAACCAAGACUAAUGGGGAGCCUCUAUCCAGAACCGAGACUAAUGGGGAGCCUCUAUCCAGAACCGAGACUAAUGGGGAGCCUCUAUCCAGAACCGAGACUAAUGGGGAGCCGCUAGCCUCCCACCAGAGACCCAAGAGAAGAGGCUGGAGUUGACAGUAUAGACUUGGCGAAGAAAAAACUCUAGCCACAACACUCCACAAUGCAAAAAGAAAUGCCGGACUAGGAUGGUUUCACGAGGCUAUGCCUGCUCUGGAUUGACUCUUCAAAUGCACGGACCAAUCAGAUGUGUGGCUAAAUACACGGACCAAUCAUCAGCAGAGUUUGGCACAGAAGGAUUUGUUGGACUUGUGCUUAUACUCCAAGCGACCUUUAAGAAUCAGCAACCAGCUGAUACAUCAGACUGGGUCGAUGUCAGAUUCUGUUCGGGUCAGACAUCAGUGUCACGAAGGCUGCAACGGCUUUGGGACGCAACCUCGAUGAUUUAUCAAUUAACCCGGACACGCCUACAGAAGGGAAGGAAUUUACUGCACUCUGCUGCCAAACUGAAAGAACACGGACGUUUAUUUUUUAAUUUGCAAAUUACCACCCGCGUUAAAUCCGUCUUCUAAUCGUCAUAGAUAAUAAGAUACGGCAGACCUUCAGUCCAUUCAGAGGAACUGGGUGGCAGCAUGUGGGGCCAUAUGUUUUGAAUGAAACCAUGUUAAGUCAAAACCAUACACCUUAUUCUUACCCCUUAAAAAGACACUGCACUGACACAGAGCCAAACACGUUGGCUGCCAUCAAAAUAUGUUAAAACGUUUGAUGGUUGAAGCUUAAACAAAUUGGGAGCCAUGUUAAUUUCCAAUGCUCAAUUUCUGUUCAUUAUAUAUUUGGUUUUAUUUCAUUUAAAUUUAAUUGUCAAUGCUAUUGCAUCAGCAAAGUGUCGCCAGGCAGAAUACCGAGUGGGAGGUGAAUGUUGUCCCACCUGUCCACCAGGAAUGCAUGUGAGUAGGCAUUGCACAGAAUUCAGAAGUACAUCAUGUGCAUCUUGCACAGAAGGUACUUUCCAAGAUGGCGACAAUGGGCGUGAACAAUGCUUUGCAUGUCAACAUUGUGAUGCAGGUCUCGCCCUGAAGGUGAAGAAGUCGUGUUCAUCAACAUCAGAUGCUGUGUGUGAGGUCCUGGAUGGAUUCUUCUGUAUUGACUCUAACAGAGGUGGAUGUAGGGCCGCUCAGAGACACACGGUUUGCAGUCCUGGUCAUUACAUCGGUCAAAGAGGAACAGCAGAUAAAGACACAGAGUGCUUUCACUGUACUGAUGGAACAUUCUCAGAUGGUGCAUCAUCAUCUUGCCAGUCCCACAGAAAUUGUGAAUCUGUGGGACUGAAACUGAUGAGACCAGGAACUGAUUCAACUGAUUCUGAAUGUGGAGAACAUGGUGCACAUGCAGGACUAGUGGCAGGAAUAGUAAUAGGAGUCAUACUGGUAAUGGCUUUAAUAAUCGUAGCCAUUAUUCUGGGGAAGAAAAUAAGAGCAUUGAUUCAUAGAAGAAAUCAGGAGAAAAUGAAAACACAGGAACAACAGGAGAUGGUAACUGUACCUACUACUGACUGUCCUGAACCAACCAGGGACCAACAAGAGCAUACCAUAACGAUCCCUUCUGCCACUAUGGAUUAUCAAGACGAUGACCAGAGUCUAGGUCCAGCCCCUCCCUCAAGCUCCACACAUAAUGGAUCUGUGUCAGUCUCCGUCCAUCAGGAGGACCAUCAGCCUGUCCACACCAAGAGAGACAGUGGAGCCUCCCGGUCCAGCCUCCUCAGUCAGGUGCGCUCCUUCACCUCUCAGUCAGCCAGCAGGUCUUAUGUUCGCUCCAAGUCGGUAUCAAGUCACUUUAAAGUCCCAAGUUUCCCUGGGACCGUGCAGAAGAAGAAGUAACGCCAGUUCUAGAAAAUCUGGAUCAACCUAAAAGUGAAUCUGAUGACUCAAACUCAGAAACUAGAGGAGGAGAUACACCAGUCUGAUUCCUUUCUGAUGCCAGCUUUCACAGGAGAAGAGGCGUGGUGUGUUUAACAUCAUUAUUUGAUCAAUCCUCACAUUGUUCUUCUAUAUGUGGCUCACAGAGCAAAGACAAGCGAGGUGUUAAUAAAUAGUGUGAGGUGUGCUCUGUGAGGCGUCCUGGGAUAUGAUGGGUAACGUUGGCUUGGGUCCAAGCUCCACCUCUCUUGGGCGACCGCCAAGGAAGAUGUACAGAGAAUGAUGAUAUGGAGAUGGAGAUGUUGGGUGAGAGGAGCCACAUGUCUUUGAGAUCACGUUUUUGUGUGAUUAUUUUUUACAAUGUUUUUGUGACAUUAUUUCUACCACUUGAUUUAAAUGUUUUAGUUAUGAGAAAAUCACGUGACACUAAAGUCACUCUCAGUCAACAUGUGAGAGUGUGCGUCAGUGAGAGACAUGAUAGACCUUCAAGCCUAAAUGGGUCUGUUGAUUCUAGCAGGAGAACAUCGGUCAGACAAUGAGGCUACAAAAAGUCUGUGGGAGGCAGUCAGGGAGGCCUAUAUUCAGGUCAACUAUGUCCCCGCAGCAGUUUCAUGUCCUCUCAAGAGUAAUCAGAUGUUUUGACAGGGCUACACGACCUUUCCGCUGGAAAGAUGACAAACUGGCUUCCAUCAGGAACGUUUGGGACAGGUGGGUGGAGGGCCUACCACUGAUGUACAAUCCAGGCUCUGAGGUGUCAGUGGACGAGCGCCUGCGUCAUGUAAUGCAUAUGUGGUGUGGACAGCGAUCGACCCAGCCUGGAAUCAGGGGAAAUGUUUCAAGAGGAGACUCUUCCUGGCAGGGCUUGGGAAAGCUUUAGUGACUCUGACUCCUCUAAUUCAACGGCGCCAGCACCUUCCCCGCACACCAGCCUAUCGCAGUCUGGUGGGGAGUCUGCAAGCCCUCGCCACUGCCCUGGCCGCUCUCCCCCCAAAACAGGGGCAGAAACGGAAGUGAUGCGAGCUCUGUGCCCCUAGAGACAAUGAGACACGUCUUACAUGUUUCAAAUGUGAUGCAUACGUUUGCAAGGCACACUGCGACCUGAUUGCAAAAGGCCACUCCUGUGUGUGAACACACACACACACACACACACACACACACACACACACACACACACACACACACACACACACACACACACACACACACACACACACACACACACACACACACACACACACGUACGAUGUGUUCAUGUUGAUGCUCUGACGUUCUGUGAAUUUGGUCUCUGUUUUGGUUUUUCUGUCUUUUUUUACAAUAAAUGUUAAUUUUGGAAUACAACUUUCAAUUUCUGUGUCUAUUCACUGCAGUUAUUCAUGUAAACCAGUAGUCUGAGACAUUGUUUACAGGUUAAAAGGGAGUGAAAUAAAAUUUGGUGAUGAUCAA
Messenger RNA from Gadus macrocephalus (Pacific cod), 4056 nucleotides. RefSeq names its product tumor necrosis factor receptor superfamily member 14-like. The record is from RefSeq and is a predicted model, not a curated record. The transcript has 12 exons. Lineage: Eukaryota; Metazoa; Chordata; Actinopteri; Gadiformes; Gadidae. Gene Ontology annotation, biological process: positive regulation of T cell migration; negative regulation of alpha-beta T cell proliferation; positive regulation of peptidyl-tyrosine phosphorylation. Gene Ontology annotation, molecular function: protein binding. Gene Ontology annotation, cellular component: external side of plasma membrane. Bases 1492 to 2574 code for a protein of 360 amino acids.